Messenger RNA from Encephalitozoon intestinalis ATCC 50506, 534 nucleotides. RefSeq names its product eukaryotic translation initiation factor 4E. Gene Ontology annotation, molecular function: RNA 7-methylguanosine cap binding; translation initiation factor activity. Gene Ontology annotation, biological process: translational initiation. NCBI's taxonomy places the organism in Eukaryota, Fungi, Microsporidia, Unikaryonidae. Bases 1 to 534 code for a protein of 177 amino acids. The record is from RefSeq and is a predicted model, not a curated record. Gene Ontology annotation, cellular component: eukaryotic translation initiation factor 4F complex. The transcript has a single exon.
AUGAAUAAGCUUCCAUCAAGGUUCCAUGUUACCCUCAAAGUCCUUGAGAAUUCCGGCAACGAAAUUUCCAAAGACACCUAUGAGAAGGACUUGAAGAGUAUAUGCACCCUGGAGUCCCAAGAACAUGUUUCCUAUCUGUUGCAUCACUUGAAAGACUUCGAUAAAAUAGACAAGCAAUUUUAUAUCAACGUAUUUAAAGAGGGAAUCAGCCCUGUUUGGGAAGACGAGAACAAUAUGAAUGGAUGUGACUGGAGUCUUAUGCUUAAGAAAGAGGUGUGCCAGAGAUACUUUGAGAGACUUCUUGUAAAUCUAUGUACAGGCUACUUCAAGACGUUUGAGCCCACCGGAAUUGUAGGGAUACACAAGGACAACAGAUUCAAGCUUAGCAUAUGGUCGAAGAACAUUCCAUCGACAGCAGAUUGCGGGGCAAUAAUCAACGAGCUGAAGGCUGCACUGGAGAUAGAUUUUGUAAUUACAUUCCACUACAAAAACCAUUCGAAGAUACUGGCAUAUCACAAAUCUCUUGAUGCAUGA